This is a messenger RNA of Brettanomyces bruxellensis, 774 nucleotides long. RefSeq lists its product as uncharacterized. NCBI's taxonomy places the organism in Eukaryota, Fungi, Ascomycota, Pichiomycetes, Pichiales, Pichiaceae. The transcript has a single exon. Bases 1 to 774 code for a protein of 257 amino acids. The record is from RefSeq and is a predicted model, not a curated record.
AUGCCAACCUAUAAGAAAAAGAGAAUUCGACCAGAUUCUGGUUUACAAUUUAAAGGACAUAAAUUUAUCAAAUUGGAGAAUACCAAUUCUUUAACAGAAAUGUUUAUGAACGAAAAGAAAGGAAUCUCAGAGACCAAAAAUAAUGAUUUAACAAAAAUUUCAAGUAAAGAGGAUUUUCUUUCAAAACCAAUCAAUUUGAAACCUAAAAGGGUUCAUGCAUCAAAAACACCAAGUAAAUUUGAAGAAGAAAGCAUAAACAUUAUAUCUACAGGUGUCCCUUUGUCGGAUGUAUUUAGUACGCCCAAAUCCAGGACAACAAACCUGACGAAAGCUUCUUCACCUUCAACGGUAAUUCAAUCAUCAUUGAUAAAAACUCCUAUCAAGCCCAGACCAUCAAAUCAUGUUUUGUGCUUUGAAGAGGAAACUUUUUCGGAGAAAUCAGAGAGAAGUAGCCUUCUGUCAGUGGGAUACUCUUCACCUUGUGAAGAUAAACUCAGCCGGAUAUCUGGAGAAUCCGACCAAAGAAAUGCAUUUUUGUGCCAGCAAACACCAAAGGUCUACGCUCUCAAUGCAGAACUGACAAUUAAGAUGUUACAGAAAGCUCUUGCGGAGUAUCAAGAUAUGGAAAGGAUAGCAUCGCUAGCAAAAUUCAGAUUAAUCGAUAAAAUCCAGAAAACUCACAAGAUGCUCAAUUCUACAAACCAUACGCCUUACGACCGCAAGCAAAUAUCAGAAUACUGUGCAAAUCUCUUACGGCAAAUAAACUACAAAUAA